Schistocerca cancellata (South American locust) is the source of this 2408-nucleotide messenger RNA. RefSeq names its product ribonuclease H1-like. The transcript has 7 exons. The record is from RefSeq and is a predicted model, not a curated record. Gene Ontology annotation, biological process: DNA replication, removal of RNA primer. Gene Ontology annotation, molecular function: RNA-DNA hybrid ribonuclease activity; nucleic acid binding. NCBI's taxonomy places the organism in Eukaryota, Metazoa, Arthropoda, Insecta, Orthoptera, Acrididae. Bases 367 to 1782 code for a protein of 471 amino acids.
GACACAGAGCGGAAUGAAACAUCACUGUUUCGAUACAAUUAGUCCGUUCCAAGCGCAUGUGGACUGAAACAGCCUUAUUUUGAAACAACGAUACAGUUUCUGUGCCUGGCUCGAGAUCCGAGACAGAAGCGGAAUGAAACACCACUGUUUCGAAACAGUGAACCACAGCCGUUCUGAAACACUGAAACAGUUCCACAUAUCGAUACACUGUAUCGAAACAUAGAAACGGUCGCCAAGUAUAGUACACAGUACACACAUAUGGUUUAAUGUUUGUUGAUUAUUGUGAAUGGAAGCUGUUUCUGCUAAAAAUUUAAGUGGCGGUUUUUGUACGGAGAUGUAUCUUCUGGGAAAGUGUUGUGAAUUUGAAUGAUUAAAUUAACUAGUUUCGUUGAGAAAUUUUGGAAGAAGAUGAGUUAUUACGCUGUUGCGAAGGGCAGAUAUCCUGGAGUUUAUUCUUCGUGGUCAGACUGCAAGAAGCAGGUAGAUCAGUUUCCUGGAGCAAAAUACAGGAAAUUUUCCACUGAAGUUGAAGCAAGAAAUUUUGUAUGCCAGUUUUGCACAAAUUCAUCUCACCCAACAACAAUCAAAAGAGAGAUUCCAAGUAGAGGUCCUUAUACGACUGAUGAGAUAGCUAGUAUAUAUGUAGAGGCUAUUUCAAAUGCUGUGAAACAUUGUGCAGACAGUGGCGCAGCUGCUGACCAACACAAUAAUGAAGAGAAGGCAACAGUGUCAGAUAUUUACAAGCAACUGUCACAACUGGAAGAGAAACAGGAUGAAAUAACAAAAAGAAUACGGGAGGAGCUAGAUGAAUUGAGAGAGAAUUUUCAAGCUCUUGAUUCAAGGCUUUCUAAAAUGGAAUCAAAAUGUUUUGUUAAAUCUGACAUAGAUCAUGUUGAAAUAAAAUCAAGAAUUGAUGGUAUAAAUAAAGUGGGGAAAAUAUUUGAAGAGGAGUUUGGUCUCAUCAGAGAAAAAAUAAUCAAUUUUAAGGCACAGAAAACUGAGUUAGUUCCGAAAGACAAUGGUACUGAAUCUCGUAGGCAACUUCUAAAAGAAAUAUUGUAUGAAGAAACAAAGCCAAAAGUUCUUGGAAACAGGCCCUCUGGUAGCAAAUCUGCUUCAGUCAGCAGUUCCAUUGGAGGAGCAAAACGAAAAUAUAGUACUCAGAGCACAGAGGAUAACUCUGUGAAACAGCCAAAACUAGACUCCAGUGAGGGCCGGAAAGUUGCCAGUGUGUCAACAUUAAAUUUCAGAGGCAACUUAUCGUCAAAUUCUGCUUUCAUUGUCAACAAUGAAGGCUAUGUGGAAGUCUACACUGACGGAGCUUGUGAAAAGAAUGGAAAAAAAGGCGCUAAAGCAGGCAUUGGUGUGUGGUUUGGUGACAAUCACCCCUUAAAUAUAUCUGAACCUGUUGUUGGGAAACCAACUAAUAACACAGCAGAAAUUCAGGCUGCAACCUAUGCUGUGGAAACAGCAAAAAAAGCUGGAGUCAAAAAAUUACUUAUCCACACAGACUCAAAUUUCUUGAUUAGUUGUAUUACACAAUGGAUAAAAAAAUGGAAGAAAAAUGAUUGGCGUGUACAAGGAGGAGAACCUGUUAAAAACAAAGAUGACCUUAUUGUUUUGGAUAACAAACUGCAAGGCAUUGAUGUGAAAUGGAACCAUGUACGAGGACAUUGUGGUCUUCAUGGAAAUGAGAUGGCAGAUCGUCUAGCUCGAGAAGGUGCAAAACGAUAUGUACAAUUUGCAUAUGAUGAAGAUUUUGAUGAUCUCUCACAACUGUAAAUGAUAAUAUUGAAAUGGUGGAAAAUGAGAAAAAAAUUAGAGGAAAAUUGAAUGAAAAGUGUAUGAAAAUGUGAACAUGGUAACAUCCAAUAAAACAACCAUGAGGGAGGUGGCUGAAGCUUUUUCAAUGAUCAGAAAAGAAAAAGAUCAUACUAAAGAGAAGAGAUUGAAAGCAGAAAAAAAUAAAGUCUAAGAAGGAGUUUAAGAAGCUGAACAUAAGUCUGGUGUUCCACAGUAAAACAUGCAAAGGGUGGCCCUGGAAAACCAAUUACAAGCAGCGAAGAAAACUGGAAUUUAUAGAACUAUGGGUUAACAGAAGAGACUGAAAAGCACAUUAUGUGUUUGGAUCAUUUGAAUGUGACUGGGUGCUGUGUACCAAGUACAGAGGCUAGGUACAUUUUGGAUGUGUGGAUCAGGGGAAUAUUUUGUAUUUUAUUAGUGAACUCCGUAAAGUAGUGAGCUAAACAUUUGUGAACUGAGCUCAAAUAGUAGCAAUAAGUUUGCAUGCUUAUGUGCUCUAUUACUAUUCAAUAAGUAUGAGUGGAUUGUGUGAUUAAUUACUGAUAUCAUCACAGAAAAGACAAGGCCAAUAAUGCAAACCAAUUUCUGCAAGCCUUGAAAUUGUA